AUGUCGGACGUCAAUCCCGAGGACACCCCUGUGGAGGACCACAACGUCGAGAACAACAGCGUCGGCGAGGAAGAUGGCCACGAUGAGGAGGAGAUCUCUGCGAUGAAGAGACGGGUAGCCGAGAUGGAAGAGGAGGCCGCCAAGUUGCGCGAAAUGCAAGCCAGCCUCGACCAGCAGAGUCGGGAACUUUCAGAGAACAAGGAGGACAUCGACAGCCGCAGUAUCUUCGUCGGCAACGUCGACUACUCUGCUUCUCCCGAGGAGAUUCAAGCCCACUUCCAGAGUUGCGGCUCCAUCAACCGCGUCACUAUAUUGUUGGACAAGUUCACUGGACAGCCAAAGGGAUAUGCCUACGUCGAGUUCACCGAGCCCAGCCUUGUCGCCCAGGCCCUGGUCCUCAACGAGAGCGUCUUCAAGGGUCGCAACCUCAAGGUCGUCCCUAAACGCACCAACAUCCCGGGUAUGUCUCGUGGUCGUGGCCGCGGUGGAGCGAGAGGAGGUCGCGGCUUCGGCCGUGGCGGAUUCCCACCUCGCGGCGGCUACCGUGGAGGCUACCGUGGCCGAGGCAGAGGAGGAUACACUCCUUACUAG
Molecule: messenger RNA, 591 nt
Organism: Colletotrichum orchidophilum
Lineage: Eukaryota; Fungi; Ascomycota; Sordariomycetes; Glomerellales; Glomerellaceae
Product: RNA recognition domain-containing protein
Exons: 3
Coding region: 1-591 (196 amino acids)
Molecular function (GO): RNA binding
Source: RefSeq, a predicted model, not a curated record